GUGAUCGGUUCAUUCAUUAUCAUACGGUAUUUGUAAUAUCGCGAGGAAAUACGUGAAUUGCUAUUGGUGACCAAAAUGGCGGAUGAUCAAGCAAAUAUAGGUGGUUCAGUGACAGGAGAGGCAGUUAUGGAACAAACAACUACACCAACACCCUCAGAGGUUCCAGAAAAUGUUCAAAAAAUCAUCAGCAGUGAAAAAGAUAUUGACAUGUCAGCAAAGCGCCCACGUGUAGAUCUUCAAUCCCUGCCAACAAGAGCAUACCUUGACCAAACAGUUGUCCCCAUAUUAUUAAGCGGAAUGUCUGUUUUAGCAAAAGAACGGCCACCCAAUCCAAUUGAAUACCUUGCUGCCUACCUUUUAAAAAACAAGAACCAGUUUGAUCAGUAAAAACAAAUGGACUGGAUGAUGUGGAUGUUUCAUUAAUAUACAAGCAUUGAUAUUUUUAGGAAUGUUAAAAAUAAGUUUUGAGAUUAAGGUCACCUCAAAAAAGAAAAGUAUUGAUUAUUUCAUUAUAAAUUUUUUAGAGUCAAAUUAGGGGACACAUUAGCUGAAUAUCCCAUUUUCGUUUCACCUACAUUUAUUUCAAAUUUCCUUUAAAAAAACUUCUGUCACAGAAGGGAAUAGUGCUGAUCAUGAGAAGAAAAAUUUGGGAACAUACACAACUGUGAUGUAUCGAGAGAGACGAUGGAUAAUUCUGAGACUGUGGAUAAUUCUAUGAAAACAGCUGGAUUUUACGACAGAAGUUCAGGAAAUUUCAAGUGCAACAUUAUGUGAUAAGUGAUUCUAUAUUGUAUUGUCAAUUGUUAACAGUUUAUAUAAUGUUGUAUAUUGACUAGUAAAUAGAUAUAAAUUUUAUUAUGUCAA
Molecule: messenger RNA, 864 nt
Organism: Pecten maximus
Lineage: Eukaryota; Metazoa; Mollusca; Bivalvia; Pectinida; Pectinidae
Product: protein dpy-30 homolog
Exons: 4
Coding region: 76-387 (103 amino acids)
Cellular component (GO): Set1C/COMPASS complex
Source: RefSeq, a predicted model, not a curated record